Messenger RNA from Rhodotorula toruloides NP11, 219 nucleotides. RefSeq names its product DASH complex subunit DAD4. Gene Ontology annotation, cellular component: DASH complex; mitotic spindle. The record is from RefSeq and is a predicted model, not a curated record. The transcript has 3 exons. NCBI's taxonomy places the organism in Eukaryota, Fungi, Basidiomycota, Microbotryomycetes, Sporidiobolales, Sporidiobolaceae. Gene Ontology annotation, biological process: attachment of spindle microtubules to kinetochore. Bases 1 to 219 code for a protein of 72 amino acids.
AUGAACAACCCGUACGAGGAGGAGCAACAAGUUGUCAUCUCGCGGAUACUGGGAACGGUCGAGAAGCUCAACGAGAGCAUGCUGGAGUUGAACAGGUCCAUCGAGCAAGUCAACGCCUACAACGCCUCAACGGCCGAGAUCGUCGAGCUGUGGACGUCCUACAUGCGCAACGUCCAAUGGAACCUCCAAUCGCAGAAGACGCUGCAUCCGCCCGUCUAG